Messenger RNA from Lichtheimia ornata, 2364 nucleotides. RefSeq lists its product as uncharacterized. NCBI's taxonomy places the organism in Eukaryota, Fungi, Mucoromycota, Mucoromycetes, Mucorales, Lichtheimiaceae. Gene Ontology annotation, molecular function: protein binding. The record is from RefSeq and is a predicted model, not a curated record. Gene Ontology annotation, cellular component: cytosol; mitochondrion. Gene Ontology annotation, biological process: cell redox homeostasis. The transcript has a single exon. The coding region runs from base 1 to 2364 and encodes 787 amino acids.
AUGCCGUCGGCUACUACCUCAACCGCCAUGCAACAAAUGCAGUCGAUUUCGGGCAUCACGACGCAAAUUCAAGCCACAUCGGGUCAAGUGCCUCCUCCACUGGUGGGAGCGUCUGUUAGUGUGGUGGAUGAUCGAGUCUUUGUGUUUGCAGGACGACUCGUCAGUACACGUCAAAUGACCAAUUACAUGUAUGUGCUCGACUUGCAUACGCUUGAAUGGACACGGCAUAUCCCUCCUCCAGAUUCAGCCAAGGCGCCUCGUGCUCGAUACUUUCAUUCUGCCAAUGUGUACAAGAAUUCGAUUGUUGUAUUUGGUGGCAUGGGCACUUCACGCAUGUCUCAAGACAACCUCUGUGUCCUUGAUGAUGUAUCCAUAUUCGAUGUCACCACCAUGAGCUGGAAACGACCUACAGUGGAACCAUCCUUAUUUGCUCCUCGACCACGUUACGCACAUUUAGCAGCAGUCAUUGAUGAUAAGCUUGUUGUGAUGGGUGGACAAAACAUUGAAAAUUCGUAUCUCCAUGAGAUCAACGUACUUGAUAUGACAUCUUGGGAGUGGAUUCAUGCACGCACCAUUGAACAACAUGUGGGUACUUAUCGCUCCAUUGCCGUGGCAGCACCACCAGGCACUCGAUUACCUGCAGGUACACCAAGCAAUGAUAUGCCCAGUAGUCGAGUAACAAGUCCUGAUCCAAUGAAUGCCGUCAGCUCACACAACACUGGAGGUGGUGGUGGUGGUGGAAAUAACGACGCACCAUCAUCAUCAUCCAUUUAUGUUUAUUCCAAUUACAACUUUACCGAUGUUCAACGAGAAUUGCAGGUGAUUCGAUCACCCUUGGGUACAGGAGCCACCGUGGAAGAUUGUACACAUGCUAUGGCAGGAACUCUAUUGCCUCCAGGACUGCGAUUCCCUAGUGGCCAUUCGCUUGGACAUCACGUGGUCAUUUGCGGUACCCAUUUAUCACCUCAACAACAAACAUUUGCUAUUUGGGCAUUGGAUUUGGGAACCCUUGCAUGGUCAAGGAUCGAGACGGGUACCAUCUUUAGCCGUGGAUCAUGGAAUUGUGGCACUGUAUACCCGAACAACAACCGAGCUUUGGUAUUUGGUCAUCGUGAACGGCAUUUAAUGGAAGACUACAACCAUCGACAGCUGAACUUUGAUCAUAUUGCAAUGAUUGAUCUCGAAGCCUUUGGUGUCUAUCGUGUACCGGAGAACACGUGCUCAACGUUGGCUCAAGAAAUGGGCUUGAGUUUAUUGAAUGAACCCACCGUAUGUGAUUUUCGGAUUGUGAGCAGCGAUGGGCGUUCGAUACCAGUCAACUCGGCUGUAUUAUCCCAACGUUGGUCCUACUUUGCACAAUUGAUGGAGACACGCAACACACGACAACGACCCGAAGGAACAACAUUACGCACGCAUAGCUUGAGUUUGCCUUAUCCAUAUCCAGUGGUCAUUGCAUUGCUUCAAUUUUUGUAUACGGAUCACCUGAUCACAGCUCAGCAAUAUCAGCCCCAUAUUCUUGCUCAGCUAUUGUUAUUGGCCGAUAUGUAUGGAUUGGGUCGACUAAGAUUACUCGCCACGCAUGCUUUGCACCAAAUGCUCAAUAUGGCAACAGCACCACUCAUCUUUGAAACGGCUGCCCUUUCUCACCAAACGAGCUUGCAAGUCCGUGCACUUAAGAUGAUGAUUGCGGCUAAAAAGAUGAUCCAGCAACAACAACAGCAGCAGCAACAAGCAGCAACACCACCCACCACGAUACCACUACAAUCGAUGAGCCAUACACUUGCUUCUAAUGGUACAACCACCACCACCAGCGCAUACCCAACGACUGAUAAUGCAUUUAGCCGUGAGACACACCAACGGCUUUUACAGCAACAUCGACCCGCAUCACCCUCCGCCUCCAACAAUCCCAAUUUUAUUCAACGUUCAGCAUCUGUUUCUUCAGCUGGUUACUUUGAGCCUCCUAUCAGUGGUGGUCCUGCUAUGGGUUCUUCUCCUCGAUUCCCAAUGCCAUCUCGCAGUACGACCCUUCCACCUAAUCAACAACAUCCACUUUCUCCACCUUUGCCAUCCCCUUCACUCGCUUCCGCUAAUAUGCCCAAUCCAUUCUCCGUAUUACCCAACCCAUCUUCUUCUCCACCUCCUUCUGCUGCAAGUCCAGAUCUUGGUUUUCGUCAUUCGCCUUCGUUAUCAACAUCGAAGCCACUGGUGCCUGUCGCUGUCGAUGCCAUUGCUUCUCAGGGCAGCAAUACCACUGCAAGUGAUUCCGAUGGUGGUGGUAGUAAUCCUAUUCCAGGCGCUGGUACCAUCAAGAAAAAGAAGAGACCUUUCCUUAGUAGCAAAUUUGCAAAGAGUUUUGCUUCAUAA